Molecule: messenger RNA, 2736 nt
Organism: Trypanosoma conorhini
Lineage: Eukaryota; Euglenozoa; Kinetoplastea; Trypanosomatida; Trypanosomatidae
Product: putative chloride channel protein
Exons: 1
Coding region: 1-2736 (911 amino acids)
Biological process (GO): transmembrane transport; chloride transport
Cellular component (GO): membrane; intracellular membrane-bounded organelle
Molecular function (GO): voltage-gated chloride channel activity
Source: RefSeq, a predicted model, not a curated record
AUGUCGCGUGAGUCGAUGGGGCACCGGAGCGUCGCGGGGAGCUCUGCCAGCUCCUCGCGAGGAGCUGGCCGCGACAACCCUCUCCACUCGCUGCGCGGCCUUUCGAGGGAUCGUGGGACGAAUGCGUGGUUUCAGGAGUUGGCCCAAGAGGCUGAGGACGAGGGCGAUGCCGCCUUUUUCCGCCUGCGGGCUCCUUUAUUUGAGCAGUCAGCGCGCCCGCACGUUUUCUCGGCAGAAGAGCGGCGGCGCAUGGACAACUACGAGAGCAUCGAUUACGGCGAGGCCCAGUCCUUGACGUACAAGGCCCGAAUGCUUAAUCGAAAGCAGGAGCGUCGCUGGCUGAAGUGGAUCAUGUUUAUCGCGGUGGGGGUCUGUGUUGGCUUGUGGUCUGUGCUCCUCCUUCAAACGCUAGAUUUUCUGUCGACGCAGAAGCUGAGCCUGCUGGAGCGCUACAUCAACGCCCGCGUAGACAAGAGUGCAUCGGAGAAUGAAACCGACCUAUUUGGACUGACGCCUGGCGGGGUGCGUUGGAGUGACGUGGGUCGAGGGUAUCUGAUUUACCUCCUCUGGAGCGGCCUCGCCGCCUUGCUUUCCUCGCUUUGCUGCCUUAUCGUGCCAAGCGCCGCUGGCAGCGGUGUACCAGAUGUGAUGGCGUACCUGAAUGGUAUUAUGUUCCCGCGCAUAUUUAACAUACGGAACCUUGUCGUUAAGACCCUCUCCUGCAUUCUCGCCGUCGGCUCUGGGCUCCCGGUGGGGGCGGAGGGGCCCAUCAUCCACAUAGGCUCUCUCAUCGGUGCGGGGCUUCCAACGGGGCGCAGCCGGACGCUGCGCUGCAGCGCGGGUUCAUUGCUCUCGACCUUUCAAAAUCCACGUGAUAUGCGAGACUUCAUCUCCGCAGGUGCGGCGUGUGGCAUGACCUCUGCCUUUUCAGCUCCCAUUGGCGGAAUGCUCUUUGUGAUGGAGGAGAUGGCCACCUUUUUUCCUGUACGACUUGCAUGCCUCGUGUUUGUCUCCUGUCUGUCGUGCAUGUGUGUGAUUCAGAUUAUAAACACUUAUCUGGUUGGCUGGCAGGUUCCGGCGCGCCUGCCCGUAGCCACGGGGGCCGGCGAAUUCCGCCCGUAUGCCAUUUCCAUGUUUAUUGUAGACGUUGUGAAGGGAAAUCGUGUGCCGAUGAACCUUCUGACGUUUAUUCCGACCAUUGUAGGAGCCAUUGUGCUCGGCCUGCUGGCUGUGUCGUAUACGGUGUCAAGUGUCAAGUUCACUCGAUGGCGUUCAAAGCGACUGUUUCCAAGUACCCUGCUGCGUGUGCUGGAGCCAUGCAUGUGCGCCCUUGUGUAUGCGACGGCGUGCUAUGGGAUUCCCUUAGCCUUUGGCUGCGUCGAGGUGCCGGAGUACGUAAAGGCGCACAAGGAGGAACUUAGUAUUGAGCUCUUCACAGCCUUUUGCGCCGACCGCGAGAACACGUUUAGCCCUCUCGGCACUCUCGCCCUGACAAGCCCUUACAACGGCAUUCGACUCUUGUUUUCCCGUCAUACGGUGGCGGUAACGCCGUGGUAUGCGUGCUUGCUGCACCUGCUCCUCUACACUCUCGGCUCCAGCUACGCGGGUGGCAUGUUCAUCUCGUGUGGCACGGUCAUUCCCUCCCUCUUUAUUGGCGCCGUGGGAGGGCGGCUCAUUGGGGUCCUUUUCAACAAUAGUGUCUGGGCGGAUCCAGGCGUGAUGGCGCUGAUUGGGUCCGCCGCCUACUUUUCGGGCAUCUCACGCCUUUCCUUUUCCCUCAUUGUGAUUAUGAUGGAGCUGACCUCCGACCUGACGCACAUCACCUGCCUCAUGGUGGGCGUGAUUCUGGCGAGGGCCGUGGCGGACCGCUUCUGCCACUCCCUCUACCACUCCCUGCUGGAGGUGAAGGCGGCCCCGUUUCUCGAGAUCCAGGCGAGCGUGCAUAAGCUGGACAUGUUCUGCGCCAAGGACAUCAUGACCGCCCCUGCCGUGACGCUCGCGACGGUGGAGACGGUGGCCCACCUCGUGGAGACGCUCCAGUCCACUCCACACAACAGCUUUCCCGUGGUGCUGACGGAGAAGGGCACCUACGACGGUGUCAUCUCCCGCUCGCAGCUGGAGCUCCUGCUGUGGUUCAUCUACUUCCGCGACGUGGAGCGGGGAGAGGGCGGCGAGGCGGGGGCCUCGUCGAGGAGCUGCGCCCCAUCCGAUGACGCUGCCAGGGGCAGCGGAGGCCGCCAGCACGAGGGACUACUGACGGUAGCCGACGAAGAAGAGGGAGGGGAGGCAGGCGGACGUGAGAGCGGCGCCGCCGCCGCCGCUGCCAUGAGUGCGGCGGAGGCCUUAACACGGCGGCUUGAGCGGCAGCCUCAUGCGACCUACGUGGACCUGCGGGAGGUGAGCGAGCGCAUCUUUUGGCGACGUCUGCCGCCUUUGCCGCCGGUGGAGCUCCUGCCGGCGGCCACGGUGCGGUGCUUCGUGGAUCUUUCCCCGUACGUGGAUCUCAGCGCGUACUACGUGCGGGACCUGAUGUGCAUCUCGCGGACGUACCACAUCUUUCGCCACUUGGGACUGCGGCAGCUGCCGGUGGUGGACCGCAAUCACCGCGUGAUUGGCGUCAUCUCGCGCAAGAACUUCGUCAGUGAUCGCCUGCAUGAGCGGCUGCAUGAGGCGGAGGAGGUUGCAAAGCGGACUGCGCGUGAUAGGGCGCAGCGGCUGUACAGGAAAUGCCUGUAG